Marmota flaviventris (yellow-bellied marmot) is the source of this 1645-nucleotide messenger RNA. It is a transcript of the gene Mtx3, whose product is annotated as metaxin 3. Gene Ontology annotation, cellular component: cytoplasm; SAM complex. Gene Ontology annotation, biological process: mitochondrion organization. The record is from RefSeq and is a predicted model, not a curated record. Lineage: Eukaryota; Metazoa; Chordata; Mammalia; Rodentia; Sciuridae.
GGUCGGCCCCGGCAAGAUGGCGGCCCCCUUGGAGCUCAGUUGCUGGGGAGGCGGCUGGGGGCUCCCCUCCGUCCACAGCGAGUCCCUGGUGGUGAUGGCUUAUGCCAAAUUUUCUGGUGCACCCUUGAAAGUCAAUUUCAUAGAUAACACCUGGAGAGGUUCAAGAGGUGAUGUGCCAAUUUUGACAACUGAAGACAACACUGUUUCUCAGCCGGCAAAAAUACUAAACUUUUUAAGAAAACAGAAAUAUAAUGCUGAUUAUGAACUGUCAGCAAAGCAAGGGGCAGAUACACUGGCUUAUAUUGCUCUCCUUGAAGAGAAGCUUCUCCCUGCUGUGCUUCACACAUUCUGGGUUGAGAGUGACAAUUACUUUACUGUAACAAAGCCAUGGUUUGCUUCACGAAUUCCUUUUCCCUUGAGUUUGAUUCUACCUGGAAGGAUGUCCAGAGGGGCAUUGAAUAGAAUUCUCCUGACAAAAGGAGAGCCUCCCCUCUACCGUGUCCAAGAAGUAGAAGCUCAGAUAUACAGAGAUGCCAAGGAGUGCCUAAAUCUUCUGUCAAACAGAUUGGGAACAUCUCAGUUUUUCUUUGGAGAUACGCCUUCUACCUUGGAUGCCUAUGUGUUUGGUUUUCUUGCACCUCUUUACAAAGUACGGUUUCCUAAAGUUCAGUUACAAGAACAUCUGAAACAGCUGUCCAACCUGUGUCGCUUUUGUGAUGAUAUCCUAAACAGUUACUUUAGGCUUAGUCUUGGAGAUGGAUGACAAUCUUCGCCAAAGCCCUCAGCUUCCUCCUCGGAAACUUCCAACACUUAAAUUAACUCCAGCUGAAGAAGAAAGUAAUUCCUUACAAAGGCUAUCACCCUGACAGUGGUCAUGCUUUGUGGUUAAAGUCAUGAUUGUUUUGGUAAUCUCUUAUAUCCACUGUGUGAAGGCAAAAGGGAAAUAACAUUUCUAGGUAAAAGGAAGACUAUAAAACAGAAGGAGACUUCUAUGACAUCUAUAUAUAUAUUUUUAAUUAGUAAGCUUGUAUUCUAGCUUGGCAUUGCAUUUUAAAUAAAGGUGAAUGCUUAAUGAACUUUGUGGGUGUGGGGGGGAACACAUUGUACUGUAUAUUUAAAAAAACCUGCCUUAACCUUGGCAGAUUUUUGCUUUUGGUUCACAUGUUGCUGACCAAAACUACAAUUUUGUUCUGAAUGUGCAUUUUUAAUUUAUUCAAGUUAACUUAUUCAAUUUACUAACUUAAUUACUUCUUUGACUUGUCUGAGUACAUAAUAUGUGGCUCUUUGAGACUUUUUUCUUCAGUUUAGAAAUCCUAUGCCUAUUUUAGGAAGUAUGAAAAAUAUAAAUUACUUCAACAGAAAAGCCUGUAUUUAACUUUAAAAAGCAAUGAGGAAUGUGCUUUUAAACUAUGCUCUCAUAAGUCUAAUCUUCUGAGGGUUUAGUACCACAUAUAUAAAUAUUAAAGGUGGUUAGAUAUAAUCUGAUGAUAUGCACUUCAAUAUAACAUUAGUAUUUGCUGCUAUGUUCAGUGUAGGUUAGCAAGGGCUCUUUGAGUUGCUGGGUGGAUAUGGCAGCUUUAGACCUGCUUAUUUGUAGCACAUCUUUAAUUGUCUCAUUCCUGUAUUGAUUCCAGGAGAUCUAAAU